This is a messenger RNA of Acaulospora colombiana, 1098 nucleotides long. The record is from the annotation of a GenBank genome assembly. Lineage: Eukaryota; Fungi; Glomeromycota; Glomeromycetes; Diversisporales; Acaulosporaceae.
AACGUUUCUGCCUCCGAUUCACAAAAAAAGCACAAUGAUCCAACCGCACACGUUAGCGUGCUGCUCGAGCAACUUCGACACGAGACUCGACCUAAAAACCUAGUCACCGCGGACGCAUAUUCCUUGCUGCCACUACCAGCAUGCAAUUAUUUAAUGAGAGAACAAGCCGAACUCGAACAAAGGACGAGAAGGGAAAUCGAUCUGACGAGACAGCGUGUCUCGGGUCCAGCUCCGCCUAAAAGUUGGCAAAGAGCAUGGUGUUCGGAAGUCGGUAAUCCAAACCGUGAAGUUCCCUCACUCCUGUCAAUUUGUGUGGAUACAAUUGCCAUAAAUAUUGAAUUGUACACAUCGCAUCGAUACUUUUCUAAUCUUCCGACACACCUCAAGCAAUACAUACUUUCCUCUAUGAGCAUACACAAUCCACUCACCAAUGAAUCUCUUCCCUUAUUUGCAAACGAUCCCGGAUACGAGGAAUUAGAUAUUGCGUAUAGCAACGUCACCUUGGAAUGCUUAAAAAAGUACUUUUGGAAAGUCGUCAAGGAAAAAGAUGUGAAGAGUAGUGUCGUGGAAGACUGGGAAGAUCUAAUUGACCACGGUGAUAAUGACAAUGCUGUGGACAUUCUUUCAGUUCAACGCUUCAGAACUUCGAGAGAUCAUACCACAAAGACUGAGGCAAAGACAUUGGUCGAUGCUGAAAAAACAUUUAAAAAAUAUGUUUCGAUCUUACCUGAUCUUCGUCGAUUGAAUUGUGGAUUUACUGUUAAUAUCUCCGCCAUACCUUUGUCUACUUUAAUAGUGUCAACACUUCCUCUGUUGACACAUUUAUCCAUCGCUGGAUGUUUUGAUCAAGAGGUUGGCCCGCAUGCAUUACGGGUCCUUUCAGGUCUAUUUAACCUCUUGUUUUGGGAGAUUUCCUAUUGUAAGUGGGUGAACGAUAGAAUAUUAUUGCAAUCAGUCAACUGGGACAGGGACCUGAAAUCAUUGAAAACGCUGGUUGCCAUUGAAUGCGGCGAUUGGGAUAACCUAGAGGAAGUUAGACGACAGUUGUCCCAUCAUCGUAGAAUGUUUGACCUUUUGACCGAAAUAACAUGCAUAUAA